This is a messenger RNA of Amoebophrya sp. A25, 5448 nucleotides long. The record is from the annotation of a GenBank genome assembly. Lineage: Eukaryota; Dinophyceae; Syndiniales; Amoebophryaceae.
AUCUCCAACUCCUCUAUCUCCACCGAAGCCCUUUGUGAAUGUCACUUUCUCUCGAUACGCAAAACUACACGGCGAAAAAGCACCCGCUCUCUCCGCAUGGGACGGUGAUGAACGUGCAGUUGAGGGCUUCCGGUGGCAUUUUCACCUCUCCCAACAAACAAAAGCUUGGUUGAAUGGGAUUCCUACACCACUAUUGGAGCACUGGUCAUUAGACUGUUGGCAUGGAGGCAUGUGGGUUAGUUUUGAACGUUGUUGCGACAUGGAGAUUGCGCCAGACACACCAGGAGCUUACAGGGGAACCAGUCAAGGGGUAGGAUUCAACGCUGCAUGCCAUACCUUCUUCGGAAACGCCAAUACAUACGAACGAUGCUGUAUCUCUGAAUUUAUACUGAUAGAGCGAAAAACGCCUUUGUAUCUCGGCUACCUCGACCGUGUGAAAACACUGAGGGAAGAUCGACGUUACCUGAAGGCAGCAGACUACAAGUGGUUCUACGACACUGCGGAAAACAAGCCACCGGAAAUGUUCGCGAUAAAACAAGAAGCAAGUCUGAAAGAGAUCAUGUUUCCGUACACAGAGAAUGCGGAGGACGCAGUCGCAGCUGUCGGAGCAGAAGGAGGAAAUAACAGUGGCAAUAACAGUAGUACUAGUAGUGAGCUGGUGGAAAAGCCACUAGAAGAUCAAGAAGAUGGAGUUCCAGGACCACCGCCCGAUGAAAGACUCCUGAUGCCUUUCAACCUAGAGGAAGACAAGGUCGUGAACCCUUUUCUCGAACGUCCGCGACAAAUUGGCAUUCCUGCGAAAAUUUUGAUGAAGAAUACUUCUUCGUCUAGUAUGCCUGGUGCCAUCAGCGCACCAGAUACAGAACAAGGUACAACUUCUAGUACCGCUGUUUCCUCUGUUUCCUCCACUCAAGAACAACAUUCCACCAACUCUCUUCUUCUCUUAAAAAAGCUCGUUCUGGGCCAGGAUUUGAGCGUACCUUGGCAAACGCGGUGGCUGGGCGUCGAGAUGGAUCUAAAGGGGAAGAAGCGGCGUUCAGACCAGUCACGUCGACGCUCGACGUACGAUGACUGGGUCGAGAGGAGUUUUCCGAAUUUCUUUGGGAUUAAAGAAGCUACAACGUUCAUUCGUGAACAUAACAUGACGAGGCGGUUGUUGUUAUGGCUCCACCUGGACCUAGUAGAAAAGGAAAAGUUCUUUCAUCUGUACUAAAAAUUGUACUAGGACCGCCUCACACUUAAUAAUACUCAUGUUGAGCUCUCGCAGCUCCGGCGUCCUCUCAUCGUGUUUCUACCAUCUUUCAUCUUACUAACUUGCUCAAGAACUACAUGAACUCCUUCUUCAACAUCUGCCUCUAAUUUGCUUGCUACAAACGCACCUGCAAACAUUACGUGAUGCUUGGGGUAGGUGGGGAGCGGAUCCAGAGUCCAAAAGCCUUAUAGAGCAAUCAGGGAUGCGAACGGCGACACCGAAAGGCUUUUUUCAAACAUCGGCGAUGGUCUACGGGUGGAGAGAUGAAGAAGUAGAUGCAACUCUUGGGAAAAUAAAUCCUCCCUUCGCUCUUGGUAACCAAUCGGACGCAGAAAGAGAAAAGAACACGAACAACCCGAUCAGCAACAGCGGCAUUUUUACUUCAACACAAACAUCCGCGGCCGCGGCGUCCCCUACUUCCACCUCUUCUGUUGACACAACGCCAUCCCAAUCUACUCCACGAGGACCACAGAAAAACUUCGCUUCAACUUCUGUGAAUAGUCGAGCCGAAGAAGAGCUGAACAUUGCAUCUCUGCAAAUGCUGUUAGAUCGCGGAGAAUACAAGGUCGAUCGCAAAAAACAGCGAGGUGGCUGCAUGAAUAGGUUCGGAAAGCCAGUUUGCUGCGACGAGAUAGAACCAGAAGUCGAAGAGACGGCAAGCUGUCUUAACUUAUGUUGAACAGUUCAGACGUUUGCUACAACGAUUGGCCUGAAGAUGGCUGAAUUCAUUGCUGAAUGUGCAUGGGUUCUACAAGAACAUGUUUUAUUAAAAAAAUGUCAACUACUAACUUCCUUUGGUGGUUCUUUACUUCUGUGACCGCCAUCUCCAACUCCAGUCUCUUCAUCUUCUCCAUCUCCACCUCAACCUCGUACUAGUUCUAAUCCUCGAAGACUUCGUACAAGAAGCGGAUGUGGCCAUUGUGACUGGCGUUUUCGGUCCUGGAGACAAGAACGAAUUCACAAAUGGCGCCAUCAAAAUGGGGAAGAGCCUCAACGUGGUUUUGGGACAAGAGGAGGUACAAUAAAUGUGGGAUAAGGAUUGGAGAGCACCAAGUGUGCCACGACAGUAGAUUGGACCUGAUUUUGACUGUGUUACCACCACUUGUCUACUGAGUAUCAUGAACCCAGAAUCUACUUACUUAAGAACAUUCUCUCAACUACACAUCGCACAGGUCCUCCAGCAGCAACGAAACUUCGAUGCACCAGCAGGCUCCUCUAUCAAACGACGCAAGCGUGCUGACUUGGUCAUUCUGGAAAUAAACCAAUUUCCAAUCGCAGACGAGUAUAGGGUGAGACUACGACAAGCCGGAUGGAAAAUUUGUACGGUUGCCUGCGUGAAAAAUCGCAGUUUCAUCCACCAACCCGCGCUGCGUCAUCGUUUCACGUUCACGAAGCUGAAACUUCUGUAUGGCUGCAAUGUUUUUUUAAUUCAGAUCCACUACUGUUUUUUAUUUUUGUUCAGUACUUAAUCCAAUCAAGUUUCUUAUCCAUCAUAGCUCUUCAUCAGGAAUCGAAUUUUAGAAUUAUGAGAUAAAGUCAAAAAUUUAGAUUUUGAAAAUUCAAAAGUUCCAAUGCCACGCUUUCCAGCACCAAUGGACUUUUUCUUUCAUCGUCAGGAAUCGAAUUCAUUUAAAAGAAGAUAAAAUCAAAAAUUCAUAUUUUUGAAAUUUCAAAUUGUAAAUUUUGAAUUUAGGCAAAUUGGAAAUAGUACAAUGGAACAAAAACCUACAGUGUUACUAUCUAUUCAGACUCUUGAAUUAGACUAGCAAGCAUAUCUCUGCUAAUUUGGUAUUUUUUCGUGGAAAAAUAUCCUCCAUGAUAAAUGCUUUUACACAAUUUGCAAGCAUCUCUGUUCAGUGAUCACCCUCUAACUUCCCUCCUUCGUGCAGUACCAGCGUGCGAUGUGGCUCGACAGUGAUGUGCAGAUCGUAGGUCCGAUCGACGAGCUGAUAGACUUCGAUUUUGACGCGCCGGGACGAGACUGCAAGAUGGCCGCGGUGCGCGAUGUCAUGAUAGAUUCACAAAACGCCAAACAACCUGGCAUUGAAAACCGCCAUAACUUCAACGCGGGAUUGAUGAUAGUGGAGCCGUCGUGGCAGCAGUACUGGCAUAUGGUAACGUUAUUAGGCAAUCAGCAUGGCGGUCGACACCCUCCACUGCGCAAGAUGUGGUGGGACGAAGCGCGAAGACGGAAAAUGCUCAAGCACCGACAGAAACUUGAAGCAAGAGAAAGAGAAAACGCCAGCAAGAAAACUGCAGGCGGGAACAAAAGAAGCAUCGUCUAUCCGCCUUUGAGUGCUACAGCUCUAAGUGAGUUGAAUCAAAUAACCAUAGUCCAACGAGAUGUUGCAACAAGGACUAGUGGUAGUAGUCCGAAUUCAGCAGCUGUGGAAACGACGACUAGUACUACAACAGACAAGACUAAGACAUCCGACAAAACAUCCAAGACGCAUCCACCUCCACCUCCAGCUUUGCUGACUUCCGCUUCCCUCACAACCGUACGGUACGAGCGUUAUCUUCUGUCACAUCCUUUUGCGACCACAGUGCCAGACGAUGGCGAAGCGAUUUUUAUGCAGGCGGAGCCACCCAAUACGCUAAGCGCAUCUCCCGUUCAAGGCGGUAUUUUGAAUCCCACUACAGGAAAACGCUAUCCAGUCUUCCAUAAUGCAGCCAUGUUCAUCACUCACCCAAGCGUGAGUGAGAAUGGCGUACUCGAACUGGAAGAAGCUGUUCGAUACCUGCCUGAUCCGACGUUUUCCGAGCAGGGAUUUUGGAACGACAAUUAUCGGCAUCAGUGGUGUCGCCUACCAUGCAAAUACAACGCGAUUUUGCCUUACAUGCUAGUCCCACGUCUCCGCUUCAUUUGGGAACGGUGCAGUAGGGAUGCAAGAAUCGUGCAUUGGGCGUUGUACUAUCAUGAUUUUUAGAAGAUGUUGACCAUGAUGACCUACUUUGAAUGUUGAACAUGACGAUGAAGACGAUCCAAAUCCUUAUAAAGUUGGAAGAUAAGUGGUGUUCAUCCUGGCUCGCAAAUUUUAACCGUAACAAAACAAUUUGAUCACACCACGUCCAGGUUCAAGCCUCACUUUUGUCCGAAGCUGGAGCCUCGAUAUGUCAGUCUGGAUGACAGCACUCUGGUCCCGCCGCCCAUGCCUGUAGUCGUGAAGAAGAAAGUAGAGGAAAUACAGCAUCAAGAAAGUCCGGGACAACAGCAGCUGCCAUUAUCCAGGAAAAAGGAUGCUACAGACAUAGCGGAAGGAGCGACUACAUCGGAUGAACCAGUAGAGCUUUCAAGGCCCUCAAGCAUCGAUGAGCUGAGCGCCGCGAAAAAUCCCGCAGGCUUUAUGUCGCACGAUGGUGAGCAUGUGAACGUUCUACUGGGUCAAAACUCCCGCCAUAUAGCUCCUACAGCAGAAAACAAGAGGUUCUUUUUCGACUUCCUAGAGGGCCAGGACCGGGAAGAGUCAAAGGAGGAGUCAACAUCAAAUACAACAACUAUCAGUAAGAACAAAAUUAUAUCACCAUUCUUUCCCAAGAAUGUGCGAAUAUUUCCAAGACAGUUUCCUAGGGUAGGAUUUUACGACUAUGACCCAGAGUUUUCUCUACGAGGAUACCUCUGGAACCUAGGCAACGCCGGAAUCGAAGCAAGACUCAUACUGCGUCUCUUCUGCUUCUACUAUCACAUUGUUUAGUCCUCCUAUCUAGACGUACUCUACCAGGUCUUGAAGAUUAACAUCAAUAUUAAACUUGAACCUGUAAAACGCUAAACGGUAACAAGAACAUCUAAUCUAUCAUUCGUAACCACGACUCCUCCUUUUUCAACUGUUGAUCAUCAAAAGGAAGAUCUCUUUCGGUUUCACAUCUACUAUCCUGAAGAAAAUGAAUUUGUUCGUACUCCUUCACCGCACCAGCUAGGUAUACAGUUCUUUUUCUUUCACUAAACUGCAAUUGUGUUGAUCGACAGCAUCAUUUUUCGGUUAUAGAAAUCAGUCUGAUCAUUUUCUUAGGAUAAACAUGAAGGAGAACUGAUUGCUGUCGAGCUUUUGAGACUACAGCAUACGGACAACAUCCCUGUACCGAAGAUGAGUAACACCGACCGCGCUUCGGAGUCAGUACCUUUCUCUGAAAAUGUGUUGCUUUUCGCUUUUUUCUGCUACGUGGCAUGUAGAAGACGCAGAGAUCUGACUCUGUCCCUG